Molecule: messenger RNA, 498 nt
Organism: Paramecium octaurelia
Lineage: Eukaryota; Ciliophora; Oligohymenophorea; Peniculida; Parameciidae
Source: the annotation of a GenBank genome assembly
AUGCCUCUGAAAGUGAGAAAAGAAUUAUAAAUUUAAAUAAUAUAAAUGAUUAUAUUUGUGAUUUGCUUUUUGUUUUUAAUAAAAGGAAAACCUGAUUAUUCAGGAUAAUUGGAUACAAAUAUAGAAUAGUAGAUAAAAUUAGAUAAGUCAUCAAAAGCAAAUAGUAUAAUAAUAAAAUUUUAUGUGUCUUCAUCAAAAGCAGUUUGUUUAGUAUCAUAAUCAAGUUUAGAAUAAGUAGCAAUUACAGAUUUAAAUGAUCCAAAAAAUGAAUCUUUUGCUUAUGAUUAUUAGGGUUAUUAAGCUAAUUCUGUUUAUUAAUUAGUAGAAAUAGACUUUUAUUAGCUUUUAUAUAUAAGAUGCUUACAAUCUGAAUAAAUUAAUGAAAAAAGUUCAUAUGAAUUAUAUAUUACAGAAAGACCAUUUAUAGAAUCUUGUAUUAAUGAUUGUAAUGGAUAUAAUUAUCUUNGUUAACUUGAUAUGGAAAUAUUGAAAAUUUGA